AUGAGCUCGGUCGUUACGUUCGACACUCAGCGCUCACAAGAUGCUUCGCUCGAUGUUAAAGGCAUGGCUACACAGCUUGGCCUUAAUCUUGCUAUUUCCAUUGGUGUUGUCAUGGGCUUUCAGCUGCUUCGUCCGAGAAACUCAUGGGCACUUAAAAUUAAAGUAACCUUGUUCUCUACCAAAAUAGUAAUUUACGCGCCAAAAUCAAAACUCGGGACAGACCAGAUGAGAACCCCACCGCAGGUCGGUAAUGGUUUAUUCGACUGGAUCAAGCCUGUACUGCACACCGACGACGAUGUUUUGCUAGAUAAGGUUGGGUUCGACGCUUACAUGUUUUUGAAGAUUCUUCGAAUAUUUCGACAUACGCUAUACGUUAUGACUUUUGUUGGAGUCUGUGGUUUGAUACCCCUCAACGUCAUCGCAACAUCGAGGACAGGUGUCUGGCCACCUGGAGUAAGCAUCGACUUCUUGUCUCUCAGUAGUAUCAAUAAUGUCAAUGGAAAAACAUCACCUCAUGCCAAUUAUACAUGGUAUUGGGCACACGUUGCUGUCACUUGGAUAUUUACACUGUCCAUCUUUUUCUUUUUCUAUCGUGGUUAUGGCGCUUAUGUCCGUCUUCGUCAGAAGUUUUUCACCAGUCAUGAAUACGUCAAUGCUGUUUAUUCGAAAUCCAUCCUUAUCAUGAACGUCCCCGAGGAAUGCCAAAGCGACAACACCUUACGUACGUGGGCACACCGCAUUGGUAUCCAGUCACAUAUUUCGGAAGCAAGUAUCGGUCAUAACAGUGAAAAAUUGAGCAAUUUGGUGACUGAACACGAAGAAGCAGUCAAAGAAUUAGAAAUCUCUUUAUCUUCCUACUUAGGAGAUGGAAAAGGCAAGAAAAAAUCUCGACCUGUUAUCAAUACGGGUGGAUUUCUUGGAUGUGGAGGUAGAAAGGUUGAUGCUAUUGAAUUUUACACAAAGAAAUCAAGCGAUCUUGAAAAGGAGAUCAAACAACUUCGUGCCAAGCUUGCUGACUCAAAAGCUGCUAACUAUGGUUGGCUCGCUUUCUCCAAGGUAUCCGUCGCCCACAGUGUUGCAAGACAUCUAGCAGAUGGAAAACAUUUCGAGACAACCUUCGCCAAGGAGUUAGAUAAACCCAAGGUAUUGUUGGCUCCUUCUCCAUCAGAUGUCAUUUGGGGCAACUUGGGUAUAAAUGUCACAGUAAGAAGGACCAAGCGUCUUGUUGGAACCGCCAUUUACUGGGCAUUGGUUUUCCUUUGGAUUAUUCCUAUCACCGCAUUAUCUGCUACAUCCAACAUCAAAAACUUGCUUCGACUUGUCGAUCCAGAUUCAAACUUUGCUACCAAUUUUCCUAUCUUGGUCGGUCUGAUUGAGCAGUGGUUUUCUCCAAUUGUGUUUUCACUCUUCUUUAUCCUCUUCCCUAUGAUGUUACGCUUCCUCUCUCAGCAGCAAGGUUACAUCAGUCAAUCUUCUCUUGAUCGUCAAGUUUUCAGCAAACUGUACGCCUUCUUCAUCAUCAAUAACUUGUGCAUUUUCAGUCUUUCCAAUAUGAUCCUGGCGAUUUACGGUCAGAUCAGAAAUAUCAUUGUGCAUCAAGGAACUGGAGCGGAUCUAGUGGAAAGUGUGUCCAGCAAUGUGAACCAGCUUGCCAUGAAUUUGGCUAGUGUAUCGAACUUCUGGAUCUCUACGGAAACCACUAAAGCUUUGGGUAUUACCAUGGAUUUAGCUCAGCUAGUGCCUUUGGUUACCAUUACCCUCCGUAAACUUAUCACUCGUCCUAGUCCACGACAACUUCAAGAAAUAGCUAAACCACCGGAAUUUGGAUACCCCCAGAACUACAACCUUCUUUUGUUCUUCUUCACUGUUGGUUUGGUAUUCUCAGUAAUGUCGCCCCUGAUCUUAAUCUUUACAUUGGCUUACUUCUUCAUUGCGACCAUGACUUUCCGUUACUUGCUAUUGUACGUAUACACUACGAAGAUAGAGACUGGUGGCCGUAUGUGGCGAUCUGUGUUCAACCGUGUGCUCAGCAGUACAAUCCUCUUCCAUAUUGUCAUGAUCGGCAUCCUCAAUUUGAAAGGCGGCCAUAUCCAUUCAUACGCUCUGAUCCCUCUACCUUUCUUGACAAUACUAUUCAAGUACCUAUGUUCCAGGCAGUUCGAUACCAAGGCUGAUAUGUAUAUUCCAAGGAGAGGAGAGGAGGAGGCUGUGAUAGCAAAGGCGCAUGCCAGCGGUCGACAGAGCCACCUCAAAUCCAGCUUUGCUGAACCUUCACGUUUCACCAAACUUUCGGUUCCGACCGUGCACGAAGAUGUAAAACAUCUAUUGCCCAACGUGUAUCAUGCCAAUAUGCAUGAUUCAGUCAAGAAAGAGACGGACCGGAAAACACAUCGCACCAAGACCAACCAUGUUGCGGUGUUGGAAGACAGUCAAGGCUUAAACUUACAAUUUAACACAGUUAACAGUGAUCAAAUUGCUUCUGAACCUUUGAUGAAUGCAUAUGGUGGCAUGGAUGACGAUAUUGGCUACAAUGAUACGGAUAACGACAGCAGACUCAAUCUGAUCAAGACUAACAGCCAAAGCGCUUCACACUAUUCUGAACUAUAUAACAGUCCAAGGUACCCACAGGAAGCCCACACCAGCCUGAUGAGCUCUUAUGACCCCAUGCAUCCAAAGCAUGGGGGUCACGAUGGUUACGGCACUGCCAUUAUGGAUCCAAGAAGCCCAUCUGUAGAAACGCAGUAUUACACACCAGAACCAGAAAAGGUUCGGCAAUGGCCCAACCACUUUGAACAAGGGAACGAUGUGUUCGAACUGGCCAACAUGGCACCACCUGUGCCUACUCACGAAAAAUAUGAAUGGGAAGACUCUGGCAAAGAACUAGUGGACGAAAAUCCGGAUGAUUCAACAUGGGAGGAGGCUACUCAGGCCGGUGUGAUAUAUGAUGAUCCAGACGAAUACAGCGAACUUGAAACUGAAGAAGCACAUCGACGUAAUUCGGAUCCAUAUAUCCCUGCUUCAGACAGACAUUCUGCCAAUGACAAGCGAAGAAGCAGCAUGCCCAACAUAAAAGUACAGUCAGCAAGUGGGCCGUAUGAUCGGAAGAUAACACAACCUAGAGUUAGUACAAUGCCUUUAUCGGAAAGUGCUCCGUUAGCCAAUACAUAUACACGGAGCCAAACGACACCUGCUUUCCUUGCCAACCCGCCACCGAUUCCUCCAUCCCAUCAAAGUCGACCAAUGGAUAAUCGAUGGAGUACUAUGACUGAAACAGGCACUGGGAGUCGCUACGAUAGGAGAGAAUAUGGCGGUGGCUACUUUUAA
Umbelopsis ramanniana AG is the source of this 3324-nucleotide messenger RNA. RefSeq lists its product as uncharacterized. Gene Ontology annotation, molecular function: calcium-activated cation channel activity. The record is from RefSeq and is a predicted model, not a curated record. The transcript has 6 exons. Gene Ontology annotation, cellular component: plasma membrane. Bases 1 to 3324 code for a protein of 1107 amino acids. NCBI's taxonomy places the organism in Eukaryota, Fungi, Mucoromycota, Umbelopsidomycetes, Umbelopsidales, Umbelopsidaceae.